Messenger RNA from Phaeodactylum tricornutum CCAP 1055/1, 906 nucleotides. RefSeq lists its product with no specific name. The coding region runs from base 1 to 906 and encodes 301 amino acids. The transcript is spliced from 2 exons. The record is from RefSeq and is a predicted model, not a curated record. Lineage: Eukaryota; Bacillariophyta; Bacillariophyceae; Surirellales; Neidiaceae.
AUGUACGGCGACAACAUCAAAGGCAAGGUUUUUGUGAUAACAGGUGCCUACAGUGGCAUCGGAGUUGAAACCACCAAAGCUCUACUAUCCGAAGGCGCGAGCAAGGUCGUUAUCGGAGGUCGACGUCAAAAUCUACAGGAUGAUUUUAUAAAAGAAAUGAAAGAAUCAUUUGCGGCAGAUCGCGUUGACGGACACCUAAUCGAUCUAGGUGAUCUUGCAUCCGUGAAAAGAUUCGCAGAGUACGUAAACGCAAAGUACAAGACCAUCCAUGUUUUAAUCAACAACGCGGGGGUCAUGAAUACGCCUCCCGGAGUGACCAAAGAUGGAUUUGAGCAGCAAAUGGGUAUCAACGUAAUUGGCCAUUUCCUGCUGUCAAAGUUGCUUAUUGAUAAAACAAAGCGCCAAGUUUGGUUGUCGUCGACGGCCCACACUAUCGGAAAAGGGCCACGGAUCGACAUGAAUUACAUAAAGACAUUCUCUAUGGAGAACAAGAAGGGGUAUAGUGGUUGGAAAGCGUAUCAACAAAGCAAGCUGGGUAAUAUUUUGGUUGCCAAGGAAUUUCACAAACGCUAUCCCAACGUUGAGACGGUUUCUUUGCAUCCGUCUGCUAACGCUAUUCUCGAAUCAUGGCAGGGUGGAAUAAAUACAAAUCUGGGCCGCACCACCAAUUUCGUCAGCGCGCUGAAAAUUCUUUGGAUCGGCUUGCCGGACGAUUUGCGCAUGAAAAGCGUACAAGCUGGGGCCUCAACCACCGUUACUUGUGCAGCGCUUCCAUCACACGAGCUUAAAGUCGCGGGGUACUAUCGGGACUGCGAUCCUUAUGAAGAGUAUGACUGCGCUAAAAAUGAGGAAGAUAUGGCGGCCCUUUUCGAUUAUUGCGAUGAGGUUACAAAAAUGUUUCAGUGA